AUGGAGCAAACAAAAAUUGAGGUAUCAAAGCCAAUAUUAAGUCCAACAAGGUCACUUGAUGAGGGAUUUGAAUCAGAUCCAGACCGAAUAUCUACUGAUUCGGAACUAACGUCGACACAACCUUCAACUUUUGAUCUUCAUCAUCGUAUUGAGCAUCAUAGUGUGCGACACAGUAACAACAUAGAAAGUUCACCAAUAUCUAGUGUAUGUCUCGAUGGUGGUGACUCAGAAUCUGAUAAUAAUGCGGAUGAUGGGAAGCUGAUUAUACAUAAUACCGCACUAAAAACAGAUCAACAGCAAGCGACACCGACAUCGAAAGCCGAUCAGAAACAACACAUCUAUAGACGUAUGAAAAAUAAAGCCCCCUUGCCUCCAAAGUCUAACAGUACUAAUAGCAUAUAUCAAACAACAUCACAGCCGCGAUCGCAAUCUGUUGAUCGUAUUCAGCUACGAUCGAAUAUUAAUAAUGAUUUUAAUAAAUCAUCGACACCCAAUGCUAAUCAAAAUAUUCUUGCUGGACGUUUUGUUCGUGUUACCGUUGAUCCCAAACAACAAUAUCUGAAUUAUUUCAAGAAUUACAAAUCUUACCAGAAUUAUCAUACGACUAGUAAUACAAGCAAUAACAACAACAAUAGUAGUAAUAAUAACAGCAUCAAUGGUAGAUUAUUACCAAUAGGAGCAACGGGAUCAACAAGUAAUUUGUAUAAAUCUUAUCAUACAUCAUCAAAUAGUAAUAAAAGUAGUAUUAAUAAUUUGCAACAAUCAAACUCGCAUGAAACAAGUGGUGGAUUAUUAAGUUUAAGUAAUUUAAGUAAUAGCAUGAUGCCAAUGCAAUAUGGAUAUUCGACCGUGAAAUCGCCGAAAAAUUAUCUGCAUUUUACACAUCAUCCUCAUCUUCAUCAGCAGCCGCAAUCAAUACAACAGUCACAUUUUCUCGCAUCUAGUUGGACACAAUCUAUGGACCCAAGGAAAGCAAGAAAGUACAUAACUCCAAGUCAACUUCCACAAGUGAUCACAACACCAAAUAAACCGCAAAGCGGCUUAUCACAAAAACUUCGAGAGCUGGCAACAUCGGCAGGUUUGCUAGCGAAACCACGUCAAACACCUCUCAAGCCUGUCAUCAAAACAAAAAGUUCACAAUCACCUGCACCAGAAUUACCCAAACGCGUCACAUUCAGCGAGUUUGCGACUGUACAAGUUGUAUGA
Chironomus riparius is the source of this 1206-nucleotide messenger RNA. The record is from the annotation of a GenBank genome assembly. NCBI's taxonomy places the organism in Eukaryota, Metazoa, Arthropoda, Insecta, Diptera, Chironomidae.